This is a messenger RNA of Schistocerca piceifrons (Central American locust), 1143 nucleotides long. RefSeq names its product serine/threonine-protein phosphatase 6 regulatory ankyrin repeat subunit B-like. NCBI's taxonomy places the organism in Eukaryota, Metazoa, Arthropoda, Insecta, Orthoptera, Acrididae. The record is from RefSeq and is a predicted model, not a curated record. The transcript has 6 exons. Gene Ontology annotation, molecular function: protein binding. Bases 1 to 1143 code for a protein of 380 amino acids.
AUGUUCCUUACACUAGCUCUAUGUUUUCUGCAGUGGGUGGAAUCGGUACUGGCGGAACAAAGAGAAGCGAGAGCGCCGGGAGGUCUGUCGGCGCUGCACGUGGCGGCGGCUGUGGGACACCCCGAGGUGGUGCAGCUGCUCAGCCGGGGCUUGGCGGUGCACGGCCAAGACGCCUGCGGCUGGACGCCGCUGCUCUACGCCGCCGCCUGCGCGGACGCCGGCCGCCGCCGGCACACGGUGCUGGCGCUGCUGGAAGCGGGCGCCGACGCGGGCUACGAGGCGCCCUCUGGCGACUCGGCGCUCUCCCUCGCGGCGUUAGCCCGGCGUCUGGACGUGGUGACGGAUCUCGCCGAGCCAAUGUUGCUGUACAAGCCUCAGAAUGGCUGGACCUACUUACACUGGGCCAUCCAUUCCAGAAACGUCCAGGUAAUCAGAGCGCUGAUCGCCGCUGGCCACAAGGUGUCGACCAAAGACAAACAGGGCUCGACAGCUCUGCACCUCGCAGCAGAAGAAUUCUAUGUAGAGGGUGCGCGUAUCUUGCUGGAAGCUGGAGCCAAAAUCGAAAAAAAGGACAAAUCGGAUCACACGGCGCUCGUACUUGCUGCGCAGAGAGGGCAGGGAGAGAUGGUAAAGUGCCUAAUGGGUCAUAAACCAGAUCUUAAGAAAACUAAUUUCAUUAGUUGGACGGCAUUACACUAUGCAGCCCGUAAUGGACCACCAGAGGUGGUGAAGUACCUUAUAGACCAAGGAGCAGACGUUAAUGUUCGUGACUUGAACGGCUGGAAACCAAUACACGUGGCAGCUCGUUAUUCUGAUGAUGAGGUGGUCGCUGCCCUUUUGAGUGGUGGGGCUGACCGCACGGAGACGCUGCCCCACGUAGCGUCGCCGCUGAGACUGGCGGUGGUGGCGGCGCAGCCGCGCUCCGUGAGGCGGCUGCUCGCCGCGGGCGCCGGGCCCGCCGACGACUGCCUGCUGGCGCUGGCCACCAGCGACGACUGCAACGACGUCGACGACGCGGCCAGGCCCGAGGUGGCGCGCAUCCUGCUGGCUGCCGGCGCGCGCGCCGACCCUGCCACCGCGCAGGAGGCGCGCAAGCGCGGGUUCGCGCUCCUCGCCGCUACCAUAGAGGCGGCUGCCCGCUGA